CUCUCAUUGAUUGUUUCACUCUUUACAUCACCGGUAUUAGAGGAGAAAUUUGAAAGAAAAAAAUUAGGUAGUUAACAGUUGCCCACUAUCUAAGCGCAAGAAGAGGGCUACAUGUUGUGUGGUUCAAAAGAGGCAAACAAGUUGGAACCUGUUAAAACCCAAAAGUACGUACUUAGAUCACUUCUUCUUCUUCUCUCUCUCUCUCUCUCUCUCUCUCUCUUCAUUUCACCACUGUAAAAUUUUCCCCAACUUAUUACAUUGCUUUGAGAUCAGAAGAUAUGUACUUUAAUUUCAUGGUUUCUCUCUCUUCUUGAAAGGUUGAUGCUACAAAGUCCAAGAGUUUCUCUCUCUCUCAGUUGCAAUCCCUUCUGGGUUUCAAAGGUCCUGUUUGUUUGUGGCAGCAGAAAGAAUGUGGGGAGCUGUUUUUGUAGCCAUUGCUGCUGCAAUAGGAAACUUGUUGCAAGGAUGGGACAAUGCAACCAUUGCAGGGGCUGUGCUUUACAUCAAAAGGGAAUUUAAGUUGGAAAGCCAACCUACGAUCGAAGGGCUAAUAGUAGCCAUGUCUUUGAUCGGUGCCACUGUCAUCACAACAUUCUCAGGGCCAGUUUCAGACUCGCUCGGAAGACGUCCAAUGCUGAUAAUUUCAUCAGUUUUAUAUUUUCUCAGUGGUUUGGUAAUGCUAUGGGCUCCAAAUGUCUAUGUUCUUCUGUUGGCAAGGCUACUAGAUGGGUUUGGGAUUGGACUAGCCGUAACUCUUGUCCCGGUCUACAUUUCCGAAACUGCCCCACCCGAAAUCAGAGGGCUAUUGAAUACUCUCCCACAGUUUACUGGUUCUGGAGGGAUGUUUUUUUCAUACUGCAUGGUGUUUGGUAUGUCACUGAUGGAUGCCCCUAGUUGGAGAUUGAUGCUUGGGGUUCUUUCUAUUCCCUCCUUGCUGUAUUUUGGAUUGACUGUGUUUUACUUGCCUGAGUCUCCACGGUGGCUCGUUAGUAAAGGAAGAAUGGCCGAGGCUAAGAAAGUUCUGCAGAGACUACGUGGACGGGAAGAUGUUUCAGGUGAGAUGGCUUUGCUAUUUGAGGGACUUGGAGUUGGAGGGGAAGCAUCGUUGGAAGAGUACAUAAUUGGCCCGGCCAAUGAGGGUGGUGAGGGCCAGGAAAUGGCUUCAGAUAAAGAUCAAAUAAGGCUGUAUGGACCGGAGGAUGGGAGGGCUUCGAUGCUUGGAGGGAGGGCUUCAAUGAUUGCAAAAUCUGUCACAGGACAAGCCAAUCUUGGCUUGGUGUCACGACAAGGAAGCUUGUUGAAUCCGAAUGUGCCUUAUGUGGAUCCACUUGUUACUCUAUUUGGCAGUGUCCAUGAGAAGCUGCUUCCCGAAAACACAGGAAGUAUGCGCAGCCUUCUUAAUUUGCCUAACAUGGGCAGCAUUCUCAACAUGGGCAGCAUUCUCAACAUGGGCAGCGUGCUAAAUGUGGUGCCCCCUGAAAGCCAAGACAAGACGGAGAAUUGGGAUUUGGAGGGGGAUGGAAAUGCAGCUGAUUUCGAUGACAAUGUUCGAAGGCCAUUGCUCUCAGGUCAAAAAUCAGCAAGCAUGGUAAAUGACAUGAUGCCUAGAAAGUCCAGUAGCUUCUUUGGCAUGAGGCGCAAUAGCAGCCUCAUGCCGGGGACUAGUGGUGAAGCUUUGAGUAGUAUGGACAUUGGCGGUGGCUGGGCAUUGGCAUACAAAUACUCUGAGAAGGUUGGCAAAGAUGGAAAAAAGACAGAAGAGUACCAAAGAGUCUAUCUGCACCAGGAGGGUGCACUUGAGUCUCGACGAGGCUCAAUGCUUUCAGUUGCUGGCGGUCCUGAAAUGGCUCAAGAAGGUGAAUAUUUCCAAGCUUCUGCUCUGGUUAGCCAACCUUCUCUAAUUUCCAAGAGGAACCAACUGAGCCAGCAUCGCGGAGAAGGAAAGACUGAGACCCAGGACACUGUUGUUGAAGGAUCCAUUUGGAAGGAUCUCUUAGAACCAGGAGUUAAACGUGCAUUGUUCGUCGGGGUGGCAAUUCAAAUUCUUCAGCAGUUCUCCGGCAUAAAUGGGGUUCUUUACUACACUCCCCAAAUUCUUGAGCAAGCAGGGGUGGCAAUUCUCCUAUCGGAUUUAGGCCUUAGUUCCACCUCUUCAUCUAUUCUCAUAAGUGCUCUCACAACCCUAUUGAUGCUUCCGUCUAUCGGCAUUGCCAUGAGACUAAUGGAUACUUCUGGCAGAAGGUCGCUGUUGCUGACUACAUUACCGGUACUAACUGGCACCCUCCUAGUACUAAUUUUCGGACAACUUGUCCAUUUGGGUUCAGUUGUCAAUGCAACAAUUUCUACCAUUAGCGUUGUGGUCUACUUCUGCACCUUUGUCAUGGGGUUCGGACCGAUCCCUAACAUCCUUUGCUCGGAGAUCUUCCCGACUCGGGUCCGUGGCAUAUGCAUUGCCAUAUGUGCCCUGACAUUUUGGAUUGGAGACAUCAUUGUGACUUACACACUGCCUAUCAUGCUCACGUCGAUUGGCCUUGCCGGUGUUUUUGCUAUAUAUGCUGUUGUGUGCACCAUUUCUUGGGUGUUUGUUUUCUUAAAGGUGCCAGAAACAAAGGGAAUGCCCUUAGAAGUUAUCUCUGAGUUCUUUUCUGUGGGUGCAAAGCAGGCAGAAAUUGAUGAAAAGUUGACUUGAUAGUCAAGGAAUUGAUGAUCAUGUUGUUUGGAGUUUUGUUCUUUGUUAUAUUUACAUUUGAUUUGUCCUGUUGUAUAUAUAAUCUUUGGAUAUGUGAGAUUCUAGCAAGUCAUCUCUUGAAACGAAGUAUGGAUUUAGGUCUAUAUUUGUUUUUAUUUCUAAUAUAAACUCUAAACGCUUUAACCAA
Messenger RNA from Malus domestica (apple), 2876 nucleotides. Its product is annotated as monosaccharide-sensing protein 2-like. Gene Ontology annotation, molecular function: transmembrane transporter activity. Gene Ontology annotation, biological process: transmembrane transport. Gene Ontology annotation, cellular component: membrane. The record is from RefSeq and is a predicted model, not a curated record. NCBI's taxonomy places the organism in Eukaryota, Viridiplantae, Streptophyta, Magnoliopsida, Rosales, Rosaceae.